Pararge aegeria (speckled wood butterfly) is the source of this 950-nucleotide messenger RNA. RefSeq names its product dysbindin protein homolog (gene Dysb). Lineage: Eukaryota; Metazoa; Arthropoda; Insecta; Lepidoptera; Nymphalidae. The transcript is spliced from 3 exons. Gene Ontology annotation, biological process: negative regulation of protein kinase activity. The record is from RefSeq and is a predicted model, not a curated record. Gene Ontology annotation, cellular component: cytoplasm. Bases 66 to 821 code for a protein of 251 amino acids.
GUUGCGGUGGAGUGGACGAUGUUUACUGUUGUGUUAUUUUGAACAUUUCAUAUUGAAACAGAUAAAUGUUGGGGAAUCUUAAAGAGUUUAUAUCAGUAGUCCAAGAUGGCUUAUCAUCAAACAAUAAUUUACGACAAACUUUGCAAGAAGUUCAGAAAGUUAAAAACAUUUUCCGGGACAAGCAAAAAGUUACAAAUGAGAGCAAAGUAAAUUACGGUGCUGGUAGUGCUUUGCUGGAGAAAUACCAGGAGCAAUGGGGGGAAAUACAUGAGAACGCAGAUAGAAACGCCAAAGCUGCUGAGGAAGUAGAUAAAUUGAUCACGGAAUUGUACGAAACUACGAAAACGCGGUUGGAAAAUGCUACGGAGUUGGCACAAAAUUUAGCGCAUUUGCCAAGCUUAACUGUUGCCGUGGCACAGUGUGUGGACAGUUUGAAGAACGUACAAACACUUUUGAGUGAUGUGGAGAACGAGUUGGUGGAGUUCGAGGACAUCAUCGAGCGGAGUAAUAUGGAAAAGUGGAAACUGGAUCACCAUUACCAGUUGACGUUGUAUAAAGAAAAAAAAAUGGCUGGAUUAGAAGAGACCCGUAACCAACUAUUCAAGGAGAACCUUGAAAAGAACAAUGUAAUGGAAAGGCAACAGCUUGCGGAAAUACAAGCAAAGAGAGAUACUAGCGCAGCUGCAUUCCAAAGUGAUAUGGCAAAGUACUUAGCUAGUGGCAAUGUACCAGCUGUCACCACAACUCCACCCAAAGUAACCCUAGACCAAAUACAGCUUGAAAAUGAUGACACAGAUUUGGAGCAAUUCCUGGAAAGUUGAUCAAGAAGGAGCUAAGAGACUUACAACUUAGGUGAUACAAGUUAAUGCAGAGCUUUAUAUUGUAAUAGUAUGUAUAAGAUGUUAUAUUAUUUUUGAAGUUGAUUAUUAAAUAAAGUUGUUUCUAUUGUG